AUCAAUGCGGCUAGCGGCUAGUGUAGCGGGUCAAGCUUGGAGCUAGCUGGCGGUUAGCUGGGGUGGUACCGCUCGGCACGCUAAAUCGCAUUUUUGUUGUUUCUGCUGUAGAGUUAAAUUGUUUCGGCGUAGCUGGAAUAUUGCUUAUUCAUGUCUGCGCUGUGAGGGUGCGACGGUGGAGGUUUCGAGGCCGUGUUUUAGUGGUUGAGUUGACUCUGAAGGGGAAGAUGUGCAAUGGAAUGAUAGAGUCAAUACCAAAAGCCUUUUGGGCCCACUCCUCAGCCACUAAACGGUCCUUUGUGUUGCUGCUGUUUCUGACUGUAGUGUCCACCGGGCAAGGGUCAGGAUGUGUGAGGCCAUACAUGGUUCAGAACAGCUGGGUAAACCUCACAGAAACCAACAGGGGCUCAUUCCCUGUGGGCACAGUGUUGCAGUACAGCUGUGACCCUGGUUACCUGCCAGAUGGCCCUAACAUCCUCACCUGCACCACACUGGGACGGUGGUCCUCUGAACCUCCUCGUUGCAUUCGUAGUGGUGCAUGCCUCCCUCUCUCCAAACCUGAGAAUGGGGGCUACACCUGCCACCCAUCCCCUUGUCGACUGUUUGCCCAUGGCGCUGUGAUUGAGUUCUUCUGUAAUGAGGGCUUCAUGCUCAGUGGAGACUAUAACUAUUUGACUUGUCAAGAUGGAGAGUGGGACGGCCCCAUGCAGAUCAAUUGUGUAAGCCAAGGCUGUAUAAGGCCUUCCAUGGUACAGCAUGGCUCAGCUAACCUGACAGACAGCAACAGGAGCUUCUUCCCUGUGGGCACUGCACUACAGUAUAGCUGUGAUCCUGGUUACGUGCCAGCCGGACCCACUAUCCUCACCUGCACCAAACUGGGAGACUGGUCCUCUGAACCUCCUCGGUGCAUACGCAGCGAUGGUAAAGUAUGCCAGCCUCCAUAUCAGCCAGAAAACGGAGGCUACACCUGCCACCCCUCUCCGUGCAGAAGAUUUUCUCAUGGCACUGUGAUUGAGUAUUUCUGUGAUGACGGCUAUAUUCUGAAGGGAGAAUAUAAAUUCAUCACCUGUCAAUAUGGGAAAUGGGACACCUUAAUGCCGGUCAGCUGCCUCAUUGAGCAAGGUUGUAGAAGACCCUCGAUGGUGCAGCAUGGCUAUGCUAAUCUGACAGACACCAACAGGAGCUUCUUCCCAGUUGGUACAGUUCUACAGUACACCUGCAAUCCUGGUUACCUCCUGGAUGGAUCUGUGACUGUCACCUGCACCACACUGGGACACUGGUCCUCUGAGCCUCCUCGCUGCAUACACAGUGAUGUAUGCCAGCCUCCAUAUCAGCCAGAAAACGGAGGCUACACCUGCCACCCCUCCCCAUGCCAAAGACUUUCUCAUGGCACUGUGAUUGAAUAUUUCUGUGAUGAAGGCUAUAUUCUGAAGGGUGACUAUAAAUACCUUACCUGCCAGUAUGGGGAAUGGGACAGCCAAAUGAAGCUAAGCUGUAUCAUGAAGCAAGACCACAAUCCAGUUUUGCCAUUGGGGAUGCCAACUUUAUCCAUAGUGGCAUCCACAGCUAGCUCGGUGGCUUUUAUCUUGCUUCUGGUGGUGCUGUUUGUGCUGCUUCAGCCAAAACUUAAGUCGCUCCAUCGACGUGAUCAGGGGGUAUCAGGACAGCCUGUGUCUAUCAUGGUGGAGGGAGUGCAGGUGACUCUGCCCUCGUAUGAGGAGGCUGUGAGCAGCAGUGGAGCUUCUGCUCUCAGUUCAGAAUCUCGAGUCCAGAUAGUGCUGUCGGAGGGUCAGCAUGCUACAGCGCCAGAGGCUGGCCCCUCUAGGCCUUCUUCCCUCAAACAGCAGCAGUCUGAGAUGGCUGUGGUCCAUCCUGUACCACCCUCCUCAUCGUCUUCAUCUCCCUCUUCCUCUACCUGGGCUUUGGAGCAUGCAGGUGCUGCAGCAGGCACCUCAUCAUCACAAAGAAGGCCGUCUGGAGGCAGCGAUCAACAUAGCCUGUCUCUGGACUCUGAGAUGGACUACUCUGAUGAUAUUCCAUUACUGAAGGAGGCCUGAAACACGCUUCAGCCUUUGGACUUAUCCAAAACAACCAGCUUUGCGACUGACCUGUAAUGAUGACCGGGAGUUUCUCAACACAGCUGUCAACACAGAUCAGCUCAACUACAGAGGCCCUGAGUUAAGCUGUGGGUCACUCAGAAGAGUUCGUCUGACCAUCCCAAAGGAGAGGAGAGAAAGGAUACACGUGUACAUACAUUCUUACAUUUUCAUGUCAAUUCAUGUACUGUGUAUGUAUGUCUAAUAUCUAAAACUCAUUUUAAUAAUGUUGAACAAAACAGAAAGGAGCAGGCACUUCUGAGGGAAUUUGUGUUCAAUUUUGUUGGAGGAAAAUGACGCGCGUUUCAGUUGAUCGGGCAAAGCUGCAAACUCAUCUUUGGAGCUGUUGGUGUCAUUCGUGUCUUGUUUGCUGUUUCUUUUUUUUAACGACUCACCCUACCUUUCAUGAAACACGGUGGCAAAGAUGCAUAAAGGGUAGUCAGAUAAAUUGCUGUCCAUGUAUGCUCACAGCAUCAUCUUCAAAGGUUUUUGUGAUUCUAAAUCAUUAAUCAUAACUCACACUAUUUCACGUUUCAUUGUAUAUUAUAUGCCUCUUUGUCCACCCUGCAUUCAAGAUACUUCAUUUCUCCAAAAAUAUUUUUUCUUUGUAUUCAAACCCCCCCCCCCCAAUGCCUUAGCUUUCCACUUCUAUGCACAGGUAUCUAUAAUUUGUGAAAUUUUAAAAAUGAAUGUCAGUGAGAUGCCGCCACUGCUUAGUGACAUUACACGUGGCUUUGUCAGACACAUGUACACAGGUAAAUAUUUUGUUAUUAAUUUAUUCAGGCUGCUUGGGAAUUCCUGUUUUAGUUCUAAAUGGGAAGUUAAAAUGUGUAUUUAAUUUAUUUGUGCCCAGAACGCUGUUGAUCAGCCAUGGCUUCUUCUUCUGCUUCUUCCUUUUUUUUUUGCCUCUACACCUCAUGGAAGCUUUAAAAAGUAGGUCUUUUCACUUUGCAGCUUCACUUUUAAUUCUACUGCAGGCACGUUAUAUGUGACACUGUAAAUGUGGUUGGGAAGAUCCAACAUGAAAAAAUAAUAAGUGUACAGACUAGUGUAAAUGUUAAGUGUUCACUUUGUUUGACUGUCCAUUGAGUUUACCUUUGAGACUGAUGAAUGGAUUUUUUUUUUUUGUGAAGAAGGUAUUUUAAUAUAUGUAAAAAAAAAAAAAAAGGUUUAAUUUAAGUUUCCUCUGUAUAUAU
This is a messenger RNA of Archocentrus centrarchus (flier cichlid), 3292 nucleotides long. RefSeq names its product sushi domain-containing protein 4-like. Gene Ontology annotation, biological process: DNA damage response. NCBI's taxonomy places the organism in Eukaryota, Metazoa, Chordata, Actinopteri, Cichliformes, Cichlidae. The coding region runs from base 228 to 2057 and encodes 609 amino acids. The record is from RefSeq and is a predicted model, not a curated record. The transcript has 11 exons.